Messenger RNA from Pseudogymnoascus destructans, 5033 nucleotides. RefSeq lists its product as uncharacterized. The record is from RefSeq and is a predicted model, not a curated record. The transcript is spliced from 2 exons. Gene Ontology annotation, biological process: silent mating-type cassette heterochromatin formation; regulation of transcription by RNA polymerase II; rDNA heterochromatin formation. Gene Ontology annotation, molecular function: zinc ion binding. Bases 1239 to 5033 code for a protein of 1264 amino acids. Lineage: Eukaryota; Fungi; Ascomycota; Leotiomycetes; Thelebolales; Thelebolaceae.
GCAGCAUUUAACUACGACCGUCGUACAGCACUUGUUCCUAUGGAUGGUGAUCCUCUUGCACCAGGUCGAGGUGCAACUACUCGCAUUUACCGUGAUGUACCGUGAUGUGCUUGCAGAACACCUGCUAACUAUUGCAGAUGAGAACUCAAUUUUAUGCAAGAUGGAGCCGGAAUCCAUCGGUCUGGGCUUAUACAUGAUUUGGCCACCUUAUUCACCAGAUCUCAAUCCAAUUGAGAACCUGUGGUUAGUUCUGAAGCAACUUAUCUACGAGCGGUAUCCUGAUCUUGAGCAUGUAGCAGAUACAGAAUUUGUCAAACUCAAUGCCACGUCCCGUAACUUAUAGGCAGUAAUUGAGGCUGAAGGCUGGUAUACUAAAUACUAGAAUAAUCAAUUGUGAAUACUUGCCACCUCCCACUGUACCGGAUUAUCUAUCGCCAUCGCGGCAUGGAUGGUGUUGGAAAAUAAAAUUCAUUAUUAUUCCAGCCACCAAGGGUCAUGUGAUUAAUAGGAGGCCCCAUGGCUUUGAGUUUAGCUGACGAGCUGAGGCUGAGUCAUAGGAUGUUAUCAUCGAAGAACAUCAAAAGUGCCGAGUAUAUAUAGCCGAUGAAAUCCCCCCUCGGAGAAAAACCUUUCAAAGAACUUGAACCGAUUUCUUCAAAGGAACGGCAUAUCACAUUACCUUACGGAGUACUGCCAUCCAAGAAAAUACGGCGGGUCGACAGCAGCCAUUAGCGAAUCCCCCAGCUGAAAUCGAGAGGCUGGAAUUUGUCGGUUCGGGGACUUUUUAGGCUUUCGGGUCCACUAUCUUGCGGCCCUGCGCGUCCCUGUUUAGCGUUAGCCGCUCUCAGCUUUAGCGCGAUAAGUACGCGGUCUGGUGAAGCUUGAUGUCGAGGUCGACGUGAUUGAUCUCCACAUACCAAUUCCUCCAAUUCUUCCAAUUCUUCCACCCACCAUUCUUGCUACUCUCUACAAUUAUACUCAGUUCUACUCUAUUAUACCCUCGACACACCUACUACUUUAUAAUUGUUUUACCUCCUCACCCACCACUACAAGGCAAGGUACAACCAACGCGUUUACGAAUCCACAAACAGGACGACACCUCGAAACACACCAACUCGACACCCCGCGAUCGAGUCCUAUCUAUGCCCACAACACCGUGACCUCUUCCUCAACCGAUGUGCAAGCUUCCCGGCUUAUAAGACCUUACCAAUCCUGGCCGCGGGCCAGUGCCGUACCCGAUGUCGUCGCCGCCACUGACCGCUCGGGGCGCCAGCUCACAACCCCCUAUGCCUCCGUCUCGCAACCAACCCGGCACCACCGAUGGCGAGAGUGCCGGCGUGACAAUCAGGUCUAUGAGACUGAAAGUCCUCUACACCUUCGACGACCAGAAUAAGACGAAUUGCCUAGCGAGAUGGCCGCAUGUGUUACAGAUCCAGGCUGUAGCUAUGGACGAGAACGCCACCAUCGGUGUCAUCGAGCUGAAAACCUGCAUCCAAGCUAUCGUGCAAUGCUCCCCCGAGCUAGUCGCCAAGCUGGGACAAGAUUACACCGUAUACGCCUACGACUACUCCGAGUACGACAACCCGCUCGUCGGCCAAGGCAUGCUCUCCUGGGCCCUCGCGGCCUCUUUACCCACCCCCGAAGCACCCGCCAGCCAACCCCGCCAGCUUAUUACCGGCCGCGUGUGCAAGAACAUCCAGGGCCUGUUCUCGAACGGCGUAGCGGAGACGCUGGAGGUGAAGUUGCGUCUCGUUCCCGUGCCGACGGUGCUGCAGAGCGAGUAUGUGCGCAGUAUGGAGACGUACCGAGAGAUUAGCAAGGCGAUGCCGGUGGGGUUUGAUCAUGGCGAGUGGUUAGCGUUCUUGCAGUCGAAUCCCAGCGUGGGACAGGUUGCGAAUAGGGUGAAUACGCCGGUGCCGAUGCCGAGUCAGAGGAGUGGGAUUAGUAUGGAGGUUGUUAAUCAGUUGCUCAGCCCGUCGCUGCAGCAGACCUCGGUGGAUCCGUUUAAUGUCCCGCCGAAUAUGGAGAUGGCGGGGAGUAUUAGUCGGCCGCCGAGUCCGAGGGAGAAGGCUCCUUCGCGUCCGGCGUCGCAGGCGUCGGUGAAGAGGCCUAGGAAACCUCGUGCUCCGUCGAAGCCGCUCGUCGGUGGGAAUACAUCGGGCUAUGAGGAUGGGACUGAUGGCGAGGAGGCACCUACGACUAAGAAACGAGCUAAGAUUACGCAGACGAACUGGAAUAGCAAAUCCUCUUUCGGUACUGGAACUGACUCUCUCCGCGUCGCUGCUAGCACGGCUGGAUCCCUCCGACUAUUUCGACCUAUUGCUAUAGCACCUGCUCCAGGCGGCGCGGCGGGCUCUCAUCUACAGGAGAUGCCUAGAGCGCCGACUCCUGUCCCGCAGUUGCCUUCUUUGAAGGCCAAUCGCUCGCGCGCUACGUCCCAGAGCAUGCUCCGCCGCAACUCUAUCGUCUCCCAGUUCGGUGAAUCGCGCCGACAGUAUAACUCUCCCUACCCUCCCUCCGACGCCGGUCACGACCCACAAGAUCACGUCCGCAUGUCCAUCGAAUCCGACAUGACCUCACCAGAAAAAGAAGACAGCCCCGCCGACACACCACCAGACAUCAACUCCUCCCCGCCCGUGCUCCGCCGCACCGCCUCAGCACGCUCCAGCCCCCACGCGCCAUCCAGCCCGAUCCUACCACCCAUGCCGCGGACAGACUCGGGGUUUAUGAGCGGAGACAUCAGUGAGUUAUUCGAAGACAACGAGGAAGGACAACCUGCUGAGGAGGACCCCGUCAUCGCAGCUAAGUACACGCGUCGCCGUGCCACCAAGCCCGCUGCGCCGCGCGCCGAGAAAGUCCACCAUGGCUUCGCGAUCGAGGAGGUCACGCCGGGGCCGCCUGAACUGCUGCCGACGAAGAUGCUGCCGCGUGCGGAGGCGAAGCAGAAGGCGGGGCCGAAACCGAAGAUGAAACGGACGCUGGCGAGGAGUAAGAGUACGAUGUCGGAGGAUGGGCUGGCGAAUGGGGGGAGGAUGGGGAGCGUGGCGUCGUUUGCGCCGGUUAGGCCAGGGUCCGCGAUGGCGCAGGUACCGAUUACUGCUGCUCCUGAUGCUUCUCAGAGCGUGGAGCAAAGCCAGACGGAAGUUGCGCCGCCAAGCUUGUCUAGGAAUAACAGUGCGCCGCAGAAUAAUUCGUUUUCGCGCCCCCCGUCGAGGUCUAUGAGCCGCACCGCAUCACUGGGAUCACUAACACUGCCCGCCGUCGCCGCGAGCGAACCAGCCCUCCCACCCAGCAGCCUUCAACACGCACACACCUGGUCCGACGCCGCCCACCCCGCCACCGAAGCCCCAACCCAAAUGGACGAUGGCACGGUCGCAGAGCCCUACUCCAAACGCAGCGCGAUGGGCAAGAAACAAACCAUCCGCCUCCGCCUCGAAGACGCCAUCUCGCGCGGCGAAAUGCCCCCCUUCUGCAGCAACUGCGGCGCCAUCGAGACGCCCGCCUGGCGCAAGGCGUGGGCGCAGGAAUGCAAGGGCGAUCCGGGGUAUCACGAGUAUAGCGAUGAGGCGGGGCGUGUGACGGCGAUUGAGAUUGUGGAGAGGGAUGAGGGCGGGAAGCCGGUGGCGUAUCGGUUGAUUAAGAAGUCGCUUGCUGCGGCGGAUGAUAAAUCGGCGUUUACGGAGAUCCUGAUGUGCAACCCGUGUGGCAUCUGGAUGUCGAAGUAUAAAUCCCAGCGUCCUGAGGAUCGCUGGGGGAAAGACCCGAAUCAGAAUGCUGGCGAGAAGAAGAAGCGGGGGGGUUCGAAACCGAGGAAGUCGGUUGCGGGACAGGCGCCGUUGCCUACGUCGGAAGCGCAUUUCUACUCUGACGCCCCUGUACCCCCUGACAACUACACCUCUGCGCCCGCGCCGCAGCAGGACCUCCACGUCUCAGCAGUAACGACAAUGCAGUCCCGCAUCUCCCAACGCGGUGGAAGCGUGCAACCCCCCAAGAACACAACAUCCCUAAAAGACACCGCCGCCGCCUCCCUCCGGCGCGUCAUCCAAUCCAGUCCUGCUCGCUGGAUGGGAACUUCGCGACACACCCCCAUCGAGCUCGAAGACGAGCUCGGCGCAACACGACGCCUCCUCUUUCCCUCCCCCCGAAAGGACGACUCCCCGAAAUCCCUAAGCGACCUACCGCCUGGCUUUUCUGCUCCUAAUUGCAAUAAAGAGAAUCACCCCCCUGCCCCAAACCCACUAGAUGACGAUGAUGACCUCGCCGCGCUCUUUGGGGAAGACCCGUUGAGAACGUCGAGACCGACUACACCGACUCGUUUACCGCCCUCAAACCCGUUUAAGACGCCUACGCGCCCUACACCCUCACAUAGACCGAUCACCCGCUCCAUUUCCCGCUCCGCGAAAUCAGCAAGGUCGAGACGGGGUGCCAUGCUCCCCGAACGCACACCCACGCGCUCCACCCCCGCUACGCGACGUAGUCCACGCCACCGCACCGGCGGCGUGCAAGAAAGCCCCUUCACAGCGACGCUAAACCGGCUCAUCAGCGAGACUGGGGAAGAUGGCCAUGCCAACGGGGGGUACGAUACCGGCCGCUCGCCGUCGCGAAAUUUGGACCUCGGUCUAGAUUUCUCCGCCCUCCCCGACCUCGCGCACCCACCUGACCUCCACAGCGACGCCUUAUUGUUCGCCGGCGCCAGAUUCGGACAUGGCGGAGGCUUCGGUGGGGGAGGGGGAGCUGGGGAGUUCUUCUCAACAGACGCGGCGCCGAUGCCGAGUAGUCCGCCGAGAAUGUUUGAGUUAUAUGAGGAUCCCCUGGGCAUGGAGAUGGGGAGUUUGGAGGCGAUGGAGGAGGCUAUGUGGAGGGAGUUUGGGGGGGAUGGGUUAGGGAUGGGAUUGAGUGGGGGAGGGGGAGGGGGGUUGGUGGUUGAUAGGGGGGGGAGGGCGAGUUUUAGUAUGAGGAUGGAUGCUACGGUGGGGGGAGAUGGGGGGGUGGCUAUUAAGGUUGAGGAUGGGGAGGGUGCGCAGGCUGUUUAG